CUAGUGCUGGCUGAGGAGUUGCCGUGCUGUAGUGGUAGCGCAUGCUCUCAGCACACCUCCUGACACCAGCAUACACGCUCUUCUGUGAAAUAUCCAGGCAGCCAUUAACUCGCGGCCGCUCGCCGCUGUUUUUCCUCUUGUAAUGUUUCGCUUGUUGGACAGUUCUGUGGUCUUUUUUUCACUUUCAUUGCCGAAAGCAACCCGUCCGUCCGCCCACAGGCUCUGCAGGACAGGUGUUUCGAUGAGAGCGCUGCACGAUGGCCGUUUUAGACCGGAGCACUGUGCUGGUGCCCAUCAUCUCUGCUUUUAGUGUAGCGAGGAAUAUGAUCCGGUUCUGAAGCGCAGGGCAGACAAACCUGUGUCCUGCUUAGUGUAAUGGAAGUCAGGUGGAAGCUCGUGUUGUCAGCUGAAGCCGCUCACAGACGUGUUUGCGCUCCUGCCUUCAGACAUUGUAGUUCAAAGCCGUUGGUGUGGUAUGUGUUUGACCUCGUUCGUGGCUGGAAAGACUAACGCUGUCCCGAGUUAAGGGUAAUUCAACACUCGUGAUUCCCGUUUAAGCCAUUGAGACCACGGAGGGGAAGUUGCCUCAGUCGUAUUUACUGCACCCCCUUUACAGUGUAUGUGUGGCAACAACAUGUCUGUGCCGCUGCUCGCCGAGGCUGUGACGGUAUCUGGGACAGAGAAAGAGACCGCUGCGGUCAUCUUUCUCCAUGGUCUGGGUGACACAGGACAUGGCUGGUCUGAUGCCAUGACGUCUAUUAGGCUGCCGUACGUGAAGUACAUCUGUCCACAUGCACCUAGAAUUCCUGUAACGCUCAACAUGAAGAUGACCAUGCCCUCAUGGUUUGACUUGAUGGGCCUGAGCCCAGAGUCUCCUGAGGAUGAGGCAGGAAUUAAGAGAGCAGCCGAGAACAUCAAGGCCAUUAUUGACCAUGAGACAAAAAAUGGAAUACCAGCAAAUCGUGUACUCCUUGGUGGAUUCUCUCAGGGUGGAGCUCUCUCCCUCUACACUGCUCUUACCUGUCAGCAGCAGCUUGCGGGUGUGGUUGCUCUAAGCUGUUGGUUACCUCUUCACAAGACCUUCCCACAGGCGGCGAGUGGCAGUGCGAACAAGGAUAUACACAUUCUGCAAUGCCAUGGAGAGAUGGACCCAAUGAUUCCGGUGCAGUUUGGGGCUAUGACAGCCGAGAAGCUUAAGACCAUAGUGAACCCUCAGAAAGUCUCCUUCCGCACCUACCCAGGUCUCAUGCACAGCUCCUGCCCUCAGGAGAUGUCUGAUGUGAAGAAUUUCAUCGAGAAGCUGUUGCCCCGAAUCUGACCUCACUGUGACCCUUAAGACACCGACCUCUCACCUCUGACCCGCCAUUCUCCCACAGGAAACAGCCAUGAGCGUCUCCUACCACACAAACACAAAUACAUGUACUCGCACACACAUACGGACACAGAGGCAUGAGCAUCUGUCUGUACAUACUGUGAAAAUAACGCAUUCGUACAUUGGUGCCUCAUGCCUUUGUAAGAUCAUAGACAUGUAAUGGACAGUCA
Pygocentrus nattereri (red-bellied piranha) is the source of this 1542-nucleotide messenger RNA. RefSeq names its product lysophospholipase 2 (gene lypla2). Gene Ontology annotation, molecular function: carboxylic ester hydrolase activity; palmitoyl-(protein) hydrolase activity. The transcript is spliced from 10 exons. The coding region runs from base 620 to 1318 and encodes 232 amino acids. Gene Ontology annotation, biological process: protein depalmitoylation. Lineage: Eukaryota; Metazoa; Chordata; Actinopteri; Characiformes; Serrasalmidae. Gene Ontology annotation, cellular component: cytoplasm. The record is from RefSeq and is a predicted model, not a curated record.